Messenger RNA from Brachypodium distachyon (stiff brome), 3419 nucleotides. RefSeq names its product B3 domain-containing protein Os07g0563300. Lineage: Eukaryota; Viridiplantae; Streptophyta; Magnoliopsida; Poales; Poaceae. The record is from RefSeq and is a predicted model, not a curated record. Gene Ontology annotation, molecular function: DNA binding; zinc ion binding. The coding region runs from base 96 to 3083 and encodes 995 amino acids. The transcript has 12 exons.
UAUUCCUCGCGCCCCCACGAUUCCCACACCCCUCAAAACCCCCCCUCCUCGACCUCCCGUCUCGCCGUACCGCCGCUCGGCCUAGGGUUCCGACCAUGUCCUCGCCGGCGCCGCCGCGGCCUCCGCCCCCCUCCGCACCCACCCCCGCGACCGCCCCCACCGCUACCCCCAUGUCGGUGCAGCCGCCGCCUCCCCAGCCGAAGCCGCCCCCGCCUCAGCAGCCGUCUGGUUCUUCCGCCCCUCCGCCGCCGCAGUUCCAUCCACCCGCCUCGCACCAGCAGCCGCAGCCCCAUCCGGCCGCCUCCCAUCAGCAACCUCAGCCCCAUACACCCGUCUCGCAUCAGCAGCCACAGCAGCCCCAUCCAGCCGGCUCGCAUCAGCAGCAGCAGCAGCAACCCCAUCCGCCCUCCUCGCAUCAGCAGCGGCCCAGGAUCUGCUUCAACACGCACUGCAAGGACCCCAAAUCGGAAGGCCCGCGCCGCCGCGGCUGGCGCCUACGCUCCGGCGACUUCGCCGAGCUCUGCGACCGAUGCUAUGGUUCGUUCGAACAGGGGAGCUUCUGCGAGACGUUCCAUUCGGAAGUGGCCGGAUGGAGGAACUGCGAAGCUUGCGGGAAGAGGCUGCAUUGUGGGUGCAUCGUCUCCAUCCAUGCGUAUGCGCUGCUCGACGCCGGCGGGGUUGACUGUAUCCUCUGUACUCGCAAGUCAUAUGCUGCAGCUGCAAUGGCACCAAAUCAGAUGUGUCCAACUCCUACUAUGCAUAUGCCUCAAAAUGUAGCUGAUAAAAAGGAUAGUUUUGUCAAGAGCUGGAGACCUCCUGGAGGGCCAUAUCCAAGUCAGUGGCGACAGAAUAGUCUGUGGAGUGUGUCCGGUAUACAGUCAGACUUGCAGCAGCGCCUAGCUUAUGAGUUUGAUAGGCCUAGUGGCAGUGAAAAAUUACCUCCUGGACGCACUUUUAUUCAUGCCCAGGAAAAGAAAUUCGAUGACAUGCAUGACAGACCAACUACACCUGCUGGCAUGAACCAGAUUAUAAGAGACAGACAUGCCGAUGGUCACGGUCAGCAAACGAGCAUGGAUCCGGCACACUCUUAUGCUCUCUAUCAAAGAGAAGGACCAAAUCCAAACAGCCUUCAUGAUCAUAGUCACCAUGGAGGAGAAAGCGACUCUACAUCUGCAAGGAAAGGGAUCAUUUCAGAAGGUUGUUCCAGUAACAUUGUAUCUAGUAGCUUCAAGCUUGAUUCCCGUCAUCCUUUAGAAUCCCUCCUAAAGGAGAACAUAUCAUUGCUGCCAGUUGGGGUGGGCUGCACUAUCACUAAUUGUCCACCGGUGAAUGGACGGAACGAUAUUGUCAGAAUUAUACCUCAUCAGCCGACAUCACAAACGCCCUCAUCAGCGGCGUCCUCAGCGCAGAAACAGUUCUAUUCCCAUACUGUGAUUGAUCCCGAGUACCAAUCGCAUUUCCGCAAUGGAAAGCCCAGAAUGGAUGCUAAGGCAAGAUCUCAAUUACUUCCCCGCUACUGGCCUAGAAUAACAGACAAAGAGCUGCAACACUUGUCAGCAGAGUAUCCAAAACGCACUAAUUCGAAAUCUGUUAUUACUCCUUUGUUCGAAAAAAUGUUAAGUGCCAGUGAUGCUGGCCGGAUUGGUCGCCUGGUGUUGCCAAAGAAAUGUGCUGAGGCAUACUUCCCCCCAAUCUCUCAGCCAGAAGGACUUCCCUUGAAAGUUCAGGAUGGCAGUGGUAAGGAAUGGGUGUUCCAGUUCCGUUUUUGGCCUAACAAUAACAGCAGGAUGUAUGUCUUGGAGGGCGUCACACCUUGCAUUCAGUCAAUGCACUUACAAGCCGGCGAUAUAGUGACCUUCAGCCGAAUAGAUCCAGAAGGGAAGCUGAUCAUGGGAUUCAGAAAGUCAACGACUCAAGAACAGAUACUCCGACAAGAACAACCAACAAAGCCUGCGAAUGCUGCUGUCACAGCACCUCCAGAGGUGAAUGUUAAUGUGGCACGUCCACAUGAAGUCAACACAGAGAACAAAAACAUUAGCCCUGUGGACCAAGCAGCUGUGGGCAAAGUGGAAAAUGGUGGAGUAGCACAGAAGGAAGGGCCAGGGACUGCUCGCUCUUCCCCUGGAUCUCUCAAGAGAAAAGCAACUUCUGUUGGUCCAAAAAUUAAACGGUUCCGGAUGGAUAAUGAGGAAUCUAUGGAAUUGAAGAUAACAUGGGAGGAGGCUCAAGAAUUGCUUCGCCCUCCUCUUAAGGCCCCUUCAGUUGUUAUUGUUGAUGGCCAUGAGUUUGAGGAAUAUGAGGAGCCACCAAUUCUCGGGAGAAGGACAUAUUUUGUGACCGACCAAUCAGGUGAGAAUCAUCAGUGGGCUCAGUGUGAGGAUUGUUCCAAGUGGCGGAAACUGCCAGUAGGUGCGCUUUUGCCCUCGAAGUGGACCUGCUCUGACAAUAAAUGGGAUCCUGAAAGGACUUCUUGCGAAUCUGCACAAGAGGCAACUACUGAGGAACUUGCAGAACUGUUUCCUAUCAAAGCAGGUGCUGCAAAAAAGCCUAAAGCGAGGAUAGAACCCGACAGUAUUGAUGUUUCGGAUGGGCUGGACACACUCGCAAACCUUGCCAUUCUCGGUGAAGGUGAAUCUCUCCCUUCACAGCCAACUACAAAGCACCCCCGCCAUCGCCCUGGCUGCUCAUGCAUUGUCUGCAUUCAACCUCCUAGUGGGAAGGGCCCAAAGCAUAAGCAGACUUGCACUUGCAAUGUCUGUAUGACGGUGCGCCGCCGUUUCAAGACACUCAUGCUUCGGCGUGAGAAGCGCCUGUCUGAGAAAGACACUGAGGAACCUCGCAGGAAAGAGGUUCCACAAACUGGAUCUGACCCACCACUGGGUAGUACCAGUCCAACUAGCUCUCCCCAGAAGGCAGACGCAAACCCUGAUGAUGCAGAAGACAUGGUCGUUGACCAUAGGAUGUCAUCCUCUCCUGUCAAGAACCAGAUUGACCUGAACAUCCAGCCUGAACGGGAAGACGAGCAGUCACCAAAAUCCAAUGCGGUCGGCGCAGCCAGACUCCCCCGAGACAAUCCAACCUAGUGUGGAGAGCAUAUGGCUUGGCAAAAGGGUUUAUAUAGUUAACAAAUUAAAAACUGUCUAUACUGAUGGAGAAUUGCGGUGGGCUGAAGGUUGUAGCGUAGAUGUUAUUAUCUUUCCAUACCAAAGAUCUAGUUUCCUAUUGCGGGGACAGAUUUCUCAGUGUUGAUGUUAUCGUGUAUACCAUAGAUGAGGCGGUUGGUGCUGUAGGACCCGGUUAUGUUGCGUACCCUGUAUGUAUGUGUACUGUAAGAACAGCAUGUAAGUGGGAUUUAUGUAUGGAGUACAUCCCUUGCUUGGAGACUAAUUUAUAUAUCUGAUGCUGUCUUUGAUCCUCAA